Messenger RNA from Myripristis murdjan (pinecone soldierfish), 1089 nucleotides. Its product is annotated as aquaporin-8-like. Gene Ontology annotation, molecular function: water channel activity. The record is from RefSeq and is a predicted model, not a curated record. Bases 199 to 1002 code for a protein of 267 amino acids. Gene Ontology annotation, biological process: water transport; transmembrane transport. The transcript has 6 exons. NCBI's taxonomy places the organism in Eukaryota, Metazoa, Chordata, Actinopteri, Holocentriformes, Holocentridae. Gene Ontology annotation, cellular component: basolateral plasma membrane; plasma membrane.
UUUAAACUGCCGACCGGUGGCCUACAUCUCUUCGCUGUAACGGACUGUCGCUACAACUGCUUUCGCCCUGCAGUUCCAGUUCCACCCUCCCAUCUCCCAACCCCCCUUCUCUACUCAGCCCCUUAUCACCACACAUACGCACAGCAUCAGAGCUUUUCCAACUUACCCACUCUUUAGAUCUCAAGCAGCUUUCCAGGUAUGGGGUCUAAGCUGAGGAUGGAGGUGGGCAACAUGCCCACCACUAACACAGGUGUGAUCCAGGCAGAGAAAGGAGAGACUGACAGAGCCACUAACAACAUGCAGACAGAUGUGUUUGAGCGGGAUAUCCAGCCCUGCCUUGCCGAGGUGCUAGGCUCAGCUCUGUUCAUUUUCGUGGGGUGCCUGUCGGUCAUUGAGAACACGGAGGGCACGGGGAGGCUACAGCCUGCCCUGGCACAUGGUCUUGCACUUGGCAUUGUGAUUGCCAUCCUGGGAGAGAUCAGUGGGGGUCACUUCAAUCCUGCUGUUUCUAUGUCUGUGUUCCUGAUUGGGGGUCUUAACGUCUUUCAGCUUGUAGCCUACAUCCUGGCUCAGCUUUGUGGUGGAAUGAUAGGAGCAGGCCUGGCCAAGGUUAUCACUCCAGAAGAGAACUACGCUAACUCUACAGGGGCAUCAUUCAGCACAGUGAAGCAGGACGCCCAGAUCGGCCCAGCCACACUGGCAGAGAUGGUGAUGACCUUUUUCCUCACCAUUGUCGUGUGUAUGGGAGCAGUCAACAGACACACCCGUAGCCUGCUCGCACCUCUGUGCAUAGGGCUGACUGUGACUGCCGACAUCCUGGCUGGCGGAGCAAUAUCCGGAGCAUGUAUGAACCCUGCCCGGGCGUUUGGCCCCGCUGUGGUGGCUAACUAUUGGAGCUACCACUGGAUCUACUGGGUUGGUCCAAUGUUGGGGGCGAUGCUCACUGGGAGCAUUGUAAGACUGGUGCUGGGUGACAGGAGAAUCCGUGUUCUGUUCAAAUGACAAAAAUAUCCAAUUUAUGUUCAUUUUUCCAUUGUUCACUAUGUACUUUUGUAAAUUUUCAUGUAUUCUCACGUAUUUCUACACAUG